AUGAACGUAGUAGAAGAAGUUAACGAAAACAUUCAGAGCCCUCAUCUAAGUGUAACUGAAGUGGAAGGCAUGUUUAAAGGAUUGAUUAGCAUUUUAGAUGAUAAGCGAGAUGGCUUUGAGGAGUUUUGGAAGUCGUGCUUAAAAAACAAAUUUUCACAAGUAGAAGAGCCUGUGAUUCCAAGGAAACGGCGCGUUCCAAAUAGAUAUGAAAACGACGGAGCCAGCUCACCACAUAACUUCAACACCCCAAAGGACUACUUCAAAGCUCUCUACAUCGAGGUGUGUGAAACGGUGCGAUCUUGCAUCAAAGAACGCUUUGAGUCCACGGGCUUGUCGCGGCUCGUUGCGGUCGAAAAAGAGUUUUUGAGUGUGUUAGUGGCGAACGAAGAAGGUUCAAGUUUCGAACAGUCGAAAGAUUUUUUUAAAAAUGACCUGGAUGUUGAAAGGUUGCAAAUACAUCUAAACAUGUUAGCCGAUAUUAAUAGGCAAAAUAAUUUAAAAAUGAAAUCAAUGCGUGAUGUAAGGAAAUAUCUUUCACAAGAGCCAGCCAUUAAAAAAAUGCUGUCAGAAGUGGUUAAAGUGAUCAAGCUUCUUCAAGUAGUGCCAAUUUCGUCGGCAACGGCAGAACGCUCUUUUAGUGCACUCCGUCGACUGAAGACGUAUCUGAGAUCAACAAUGGGACAGAAACGGCUGAACAAUUUAGCAGUCCUUCACGCCCACCGUGAUGUCCUGGACGAAGUUCACUUGAGCACGGUGAUGAACGAGUUUAUAAGCAGCAAUGAACUCAGAAGGCAUACUUUUUCAAUGGUAUAA
Nilaparvata lugens (brown planthopper) is the source of this 813-nucleotide messenger RNA. RefSeq names its product zinc finger MYM-type protein 1-like. Lineage: Eukaryota; Metazoa; Arthropoda; Insecta; Hemiptera; Delphacidae. The record is from RefSeq and is a predicted model, not a curated record. Bases 1 to 813 code for a protein of 270 amino acids. The transcript has a single exon. Gene Ontology annotation, molecular function: protein dimerization activity.